Messenger RNA from Biomphalaria glabrata, 2741 nucleotides. RefSeq names its product quinone oxidoreductase PIG3-like. Gene Ontology annotation, molecular function: quinone reductase (NADPH) activity; quinone binding; NADPH binding. Bases 96 to 1085 code for a protein of 329 amino acids. NCBI's taxonomy places the organism in Eukaryota, Metazoa, Mollusca, Gastropoda, Planorbidae. The record is from RefSeq and is a predicted model, not a curated record. The transcript has 8 exons.
CUUCACAUAUUUUUAUAGAAUAAAUAGGUCUUAGAUCUAGAAUAUUCUAGAAUACUAUCCUACUAUAGACUCUAGAUCUAAAAGACUAAAUAAAAAUGAUGAACGCUGCUCAGUACACUCCUGGUGGAGUGGAGAAUUUGUAUGUGUCACAGGUUCCAAUUCCUGAACCUGGGGAAAUGGAAGUACGUGUACAAGUUUAUGCUACUGCUAUAAACCGAGCAGAUACACUUCAAAGAAUGGGACAUUAUGACCCCCCAGAAGGAGCUAGUACCAUAUUAGGUCUGGAGGCUGCAGGUGUUAUAGAUAAAUUAGGACCAGGCUGUCCCACUAAUUUAAGUAAAGGCCUCAGGGUUAUGGCUCUUCUAACUGGUGGAGGGAAUGCUGAAUAUGUCAUUUGCAGACAUGAAUUUCUUAUCCCAAUACCUGAAAAUUUAGACUUCAUUAAAGCUGCAGCAAUUCCAGAAGUGUGGCUUACAGCUUUUCAGCUGCUCUACUUGAUUGGAAAGUUAAACAAGGAUGAUGUUGUGCUAAUACAUGCUGGUGGAAGUGGAGUGGGCACAGCAGCUAUUCAGUUGGUGAAAGGAGCAGGAGCUGUCGCCAUUGCAACUGCUGGAAAUGAUAAAAAAAUUGAGUAUGCCACAUUUCUAGGGGCUGAUGCAGCUAUCAAUUAUAAAACUGAAAAAAUUGCUGAGAAAGUUCUUCAUCAUACCAAUAACAAAGGAGUAACUUUGAUAUUAGACUGUGUUGGCUCUUCAAUGUUUGAAGAUAAUCUCAAAAGUAUCAGAUUGGAUGGCAGAUGGGUAGUCUAUGGAUUUUUAGGUGGCUCACAAGUAGAUACUGAUCUUAGAAAACUUCUAGCUAAACGAAUAACUAUGACUUUUACAACAUUGAGAUCUCGGUCUGUUAAUUAUAAAGAAAAUUUGAUACAAGAAUUCAUGCAAAAAGCUAUUCCUUUGUUUCAAAAUGGUACCUUCAAGCCUGUUAUAGAGCAAGUUUUUCCAUUAAGUGACAUUGCUAAAGCACAUAGUAUGAUAGAGUCCAACCAGAAUCUUGGAAAGAUUAUUUUGGAGGUUAAAAAAGAAUGACUUUUGAACCUAGGGGAAAUUAAUGGUGAUUGACACUCUGAGAGUAUUAUAAUUAAUACUGGUACAAUAUUACAGAAUUUCAUUUGAAGUAAAAAAAAAAAACAACAUCAAUAAAAAAAUUUAUAAAAUAAAUCUUUCAAAUCAAGUAUAAUAUCUAGUAUUUGUUCUAAUGAAAUUGAUUCCAACUAUCUUUUUAAUAACCAGAAUUAUGAGUAUUCUUGUCUGAAUGCACUUUUAUAAUCUAGAUACAGAGUAUUAGAUUUGGUAUCAGAUAAUUAGUGUAUAAGCAUAGAAGGCUUUUAUUUACAUAUAUAUAAAGAGAAAAUAUUGAAAUGAUAGUUUGAACAUGCCAAAAAACAAAAUGAAUGAAAAAAAUAUAAUGUAAUUUCUAUGACAUUUAUUAUGUAAUUUCUAUCCAAAACUUUUAUCUAGAAUGCAUUUGACAAAAUUUCACUUAACUCAUAUAUUAAUAGGCUCAGACCUAAAUGCUUCUUAAGACAUGGAAAGUAUUCUCAAAUUAUCAGCAUUGGAUGCUUAAUGUGUUUCAUGAAGUGCUGUGAAAUAGUGCACAGCAACAGUUCACCAAUGUAAUUGUGUGCCCAGUGUGAAAUGAUCUUAGACAGUAGUUUACAAGGUUAUUUUGUGCCCAGUAUGAAUUUAAAUGAUCUACCUUUACUUUACAUGCACACAAAUUAUUUCCUUCAAUGGAAUUUUAACUAAAGUCCCUCAGUUUUGAAACCAAACUAACAAUGCCUUUAUGAGAUAAAUUUGUAUUAAUGAUUGAGCCCAAAAUAUUACUUAUCAGUGCAAAGAAACGAACCUUAUUUGGCAUAUGGAAUGUAAGGACCAGUGCAGUAAACGGAAAGAAAUGACACUUAUCAGCGAGACAUCGUUAGAAUCUGCGGGAUGUGAUGGACAUCAUGUGGAUGAAUACCCAUGCCCGUGAGACUUAGAAAUAUCCAUGAAGGUCGAAAAGAGGAUCCUAGAAAUAACAUACCAAAGUCGUCACCAAUAGAGAGAUCUUUUCCAGCACUGGCACUCACCCACAAAGGGAUUGAGUACCAAACAUCAUUUAAAAUUCGCAUAACAUAUCCUUAGAUGAGAGGAUGCAUGUUUACCAAAGACAGCCAUAACGUGGCUGAAAAGAGCUAAUAGGGCCGUCCAUAUAUAACAUGGUGUCGCUUUUUCUUAGAAGAGCUAAAAUCCAAAUCACUAGCUGGGAAGAUGCUGUGGAAGUUGCUUAUGACGGAUUUUUAUGGAGAGAGCUUUCCACCUUAUAUGCUGAACGGUGUCACUAAUCAUAAUUAUGUAGUAAUAUUUGGGCUAAAAUUUGGGUGUUCAAUUGACCUCCUUUAUUUUCAUGAUUGACCAUGGGUAUCAUGAGAAUUGAGAUCCUGGUCAACAUGGGGCGUGAAUGGUAGUAAAUGAAUGUGACCUAUGUAAGUGAAUUUGAGUUAGUUGGAAAGAGGGCUAUGAGUGAGUGACUUGAUUUUAUCGAGAGAAUAGUUUUUCUUUAAGUUAUUGUAGUGAAGUUUUUUGUUGGUUUUGUUUUUUUUCUGAGAUAGGAAACUGAGUAGUGCGGUGUAGGACUAUCUAAUGAACAUUAUUGAAUUUCAUGUACAUAUAUUCAGUAGUUUAAUAAAUUAUUUAAAUAUC